Molecule: messenger RNA, 3458 nt
Organism: Python bivittatus (Burmese python)
Lineage: Eukaryota; Metazoa; Chordata; Lepidosauria; Squamata; Pythonidae
Source: RefSeq, a predicted model, not a curated record
UGGGGCAGUGAUGCACAUCAACCGUGGAAACCCAGCUCAGCACGAAGUCGUGGUGGACUCUUGGCCAGAAUUUAAAGCUGUUCUUACCCGACCACGAAAGGAGGUGGUGAAAGACAACAGGGAUUAUUAUGCCAACCUGCAUGCUGCUUUCUACCGGGAGGAAGAUGCCUGCAGAGCACUCCUAGAAAACAAAGAUGCUGUAGACUGGGACAAAGCCUUCCAGCUGCAAGGUCUCCAAGAUGGGCUCUAUCAGGCUGCAAAAGUCAUGGCACAAGCUAGACAUGUCCAUUUGGAGCCCUAUUUCUACCAGGCAGCGCUCCACCCGGAGCCAGCCAUGUUAUGUCAGAAACAGCUCAGAAAUGGUCCCCACCGCCUGGGGACGCUCAGGCCAUCCCAUGCACCCCUGCUUGAUGAAACCUGGCCCUUUGGAGGCAACGAUCGGAGCCUGCGCUAUAUGAGGAGCCUGAUUGAUGACUUCCCGAAUGCUUGUCUUCUAGAUGAGGAAGGCCAGGUGGUUGCCUGGAGCCUAAGUGAUGCAAUUGGUUCUCUGACACAUGGCUAUGCCCUUCCCAAGUACCGGGGAAAAGGUCAUAUGAAACCAGUGUUGCAGGCCCUAGCCCAAAAGUUGCACGCUAAAGAUCUUCCCUUGUAUGGUGGAGUUCUGCCAGAGAACCAGAUCUCCAGGCAAUAUUUAAGGGGCCAGGGCUUUCAUUUCUUGCCACAGACAAAGUAUGUGCUCUAUUUCACUCCAAAUCACAUGAAAUAGCAGGGGCAACAUUCAGGCUUCAUUAGAUGGGGAGUUUAGAAGUAACAUUCACGCAGAUUUAAGGGACUGUCUCUGGAUACAUUCAAGGUUAAGUCUAAAAAGAAUUGCAAGAAUCAAGAAUAGCUCUUGAUGAAUAAUUGUGCAUUCUAAAAUAAAACUCUUGCAGCUUUUAAAUGAUACAUUUGCCAUAGCUAUUCCUUUAGCAUACAUUCUACACCAUAUCAGGAUCCAGCAUUUUGGCCCUAAAUCUCUUUUAUAUGAGAGAGAGAGAGCGCUUCUCCAUCCCACCAGUGCUUUGAGUCUCCCAUCCUGCAAUCAUCUUCGCUUCUGCCAAUUUCAAAAGGCCAAUGACUCUCUGGUCCGCCACCAGCUAACCAGUAGGAGAGUGCAAAUUAUGUCCUCCAAUCAGUUCCCUACCCCAAGCUCCAUCCUUUAAGGUUCUGUCACUCUUAGAAGAAGAGAGAUGAUUGCUAGUGAGGCUUAUUCUGUUGUCCUUCCCUAUGUCUAAGAUUCAUAUGUAGAAAAUGUCCAUAUAUUUGGGGUUACUUCCCACAUAGCGCGCUUAUUAAAAACAAAUCAGGUACAAGUUUUGUCAAUUGGGGAAUAUAUUUGAAGGCUUCAUAAAGCUGGAAUAGUCAAAUGUAAGUUGGGACAAUAAUACUUGUUUUUGCUAGUUAUGACAGGGGGAAACAUCUGGGAAGCAAUGUGCCUCUCACAGUGAUUCUGUUAUGGCCACCUUCUUGCACACAACUUGAAAAUGCAACAAUUAAUAUUUGACAGAAAUCUUCAAGUGUACUAGUAUAUACUGUCAUGUCUAAUGGGGAUUUGGUUAUCAAACAUAGGGCAUCAGAAUUCCUGUCUAUUCUGUGUGUGGAUGCUAUUGGAUGCUAUCACUGUCUCUUCAAACUGGUUAAUGGCAAGCUUCAUUCCCACUCAAACAAGAAAUACCAACCAAGAACUUGGAAUUUUCCUUAAAUAUACUUAUCGCGUUAGAAGUCAACUAGGCUGAUGUGUUGCAUGUAUUUCUGGAGACUGAACAAAGUCAUACAAACCGAGAGCAACUUACAACAAAUACCUGCAAUACCUUCUAUAGUCCAUGUUAUCUUCUCAACUUGAAGCAGCAACAACUUAGCAAAAGCAUGCUAGAUAUCAUAAGAAAAAGAAAAGAAAUUGAGUUUCCCUGCUGAGGAUGCUGUUGCGAAAUCUGCCUUCUUCAAAUGAAUGGCAAUAGACCACAGAAGCUGGAAAUCUAUUGAUAAAGAACAACAGAAACAAUAAGCCCAGAUACCUUUGAACUUCAGGAGCUGAUGCCUCAGCUUUAUUCAAGAGUCACACAGUUGAAAAACAAUCCUCAGCUGUAGUGUAUUACUUGCAAGGCCAGUUCCAGCAAGCAAUCAUUAUUUAGAGAUAAAUCAAGGACUGUGGGGUUCAUGAAAAAGGGAAUGAUUGACACACUGCAGAAAUAGGAAAAGUACAGUAAAUGAAGUUGUAGUCAGAUUUACAGACAGAUGUUUAUCUGUGUGGAGUUUUCAAUGAUUUUCAUAAUUUGGGAAUGCAGGCAGUUAAUUGCUCAUUGGUAGUUUUUCUCCACAAUCAACCUUCAAUGUGCCAAAUUAGUCAAAUUCUUUCAAUACACAAUAAAGAAAGCAACUUUCAGAAGGCACAGACAAAAGGCAUCUCUUUGUUAUAUACACCAUCUUCAGUCACAAUCACUCCACACACCAUGAAAACCAAGCAACUCCACUUUUAGUAUCUCAGCAGAACCUGCAAAUGUAUGAGAUAUGGUACCUGAAAUAUUGGCUUUUAUUUCAGAAAGUGUUACUCUUGCUGCCGCCUAGUGAUGGAGCAUAAAAGAUCAUCAGUUUUCUAUGCGUCUGCCCAUUUUUGUACUCAGAUUUGAUUUCAAUUCAAGACUUUUCUGAGCAGUCUUCCUUGAAUCUUUUUUUCUGGAGGUGGCCGCAAUUAUAAGUCCUGCAUGGCAUUACAGUGCUAAUUAGCACAAGAUCAUCAAAACCAUAUAAGAAUCUCACUCACUUUCAUUCAAACCAUGCAAGAAUCUUACACAAUUUCAACAGCUGUUUAUAUUGGUAGGAUACCUCUUCAUUUCUACUAGAUAGGACUACCAGAUCUGGGCUAUUAUAAUCCAGGCAGCCACUAGAUGAGAGCAAAGACACACAGAAAACAACUCUGUGCCAUUAUCUAGUGGUCAUCAGAAUCUUUGCAGCCCAGAAGUUAGCCUUAAAUAUGGACAGCAGGAGAAAUGACUUAUUGUUGGAGUAAAGGCAGGGAAAACCACUGCAAAUUGUCACUGAAUGCACAUUAAUUUGCCUUGUUUCUCUGCCAGCUAAAGUGAUGCCCACAAUACUAGGAAUGGUAUUCAAUUUAAGUGCCUGGUGCCCAAUUAAUACAUAAUCUCCAACCUAAGCCUCUUAACCAAGACAGUACUGGUAAAUAAAUACAUCUGUGAUCAGCCCUAUUGCUGAAUAAUCAAUUGUUUCCUGUUGUGUUUGAGGAAAGGCUGGAGGAGGACAUCUCUUGGAAUUGCAUAAUUAGAUCCCCAUGGCUCUGAUGAACACACCGCAGCUGGAGAAGAAGCAAGAUUUCCAGACCAGCUCCUCACCCCUGCAGGUACCCUCACCUGCUUGGCUGAAAAGAGCUGAACUAAGAACCUGUGCCUUACUCCAAGGGAGCG